Syzygium oleosum is the source of this 4676-nucleotide messenger RNA. Its product is annotated as putative disease resistance protein At3g14460. The coding region runs from base 78 to 4184 and encodes 1368 amino acids. The transcript has 6 exons. Lineage: Eukaryota; Viridiplantae; Streptophyta; Magnoliopsida; Myrtales; Myrtaceae. Gene Ontology annotation, biological process: defense response to other organism. The record is from RefSeq and is a predicted model, not a curated record. Gene Ontology annotation, molecular function: ADP binding.
CAUAGUUGUCUCUCUCCUCAUUUUCACUUUGCUUCACCAUAACACCUUUGUUGUUCUCAACACUGACUGAUUCACCCAUGGCCAUAGGAGAGAUAGUUGUGGGUUCCUUCUUGGCUUCCUUCUUUCAAGUCCUGUUUGACAAGUUGACUUCUCUAGCAUUGGGCUAUGCGCAGCGGGAAGGAAUUAGCACUGCCCCGCUUGAGGAGUGGAAGGAGAUGCUGGUCACAAUCGAUGCAGUGCUGGCUGAUGCAGAGGACAGGCAACUCGAUGGUAACCGUCUAGUGAAGUUGUGGCUGGAUGAUGUUAGGGACUUGGCCUAUGACAUGGAAGACUUUCUAGAUGAGUUUGCAUUCAAAGCUGCUCAGGUUAAGUCGGAGGCAGAAUCCAGCACAAGCAUAGGUUGGGUGAAAUGGAAGUUCUCUUGCUUUGGCCAACAUAAAUCCUCUAAGUCGAAUCCGACCCCAUGCUCUCUCGUGUCUGAAACCAAGGUCCAAGAGAUCAAUGGCAGGUUGGAAGCAAUUGUCACCAAGAAGGCUCGUCUAAGCUUAAGAGAGAAUGUUGCGGAUAGAUCCAACUACACCAACAAAAGGGAUCCCACCUCUUCUUUGCCAGAGCCUCGAUUUUUCGGUAGGGAGAAGGAAGAAGCACAGAUACUUGAACUAUUGCUCAGCGAGGUCAAAAAUUCUGAUGCCACGCUGAGCAUAGUCCCCAUUGUUGGGAUGGGCGGCGUUGGAAAGACGGCCUUGGCUCAACGGCUAUAUAAUGAUUCCAAAGUGAAAAGCCAUUUCGAGAGGAGAGCAUGGGUUUGUGUGUCAGAUGUUUUUGAUGUUCUUGACAUAACAAAGACUAUUUUGCGGUCGAUCACCGGGUUGUCCUGCGAAGGCGAAGAUCUUGAUGGGCUUCAAGUCAAGUUGAAGGACAAUUUAUAUGGAAAGAAGUUUCUUGUGGUUUUAGACGAUGUCUGGAAUGAGAACUAUGGAAAAUGGACUAACCUCUUAAAGCCAUUUGAAGCGGGGGCCAAGGCAAGCAAGAUCAUCAUCACGACUCGCAACCUUCCUGUUGUUUCCGUAAGAGGAGCUUCGCCGUAUCCUUUGGAGGAGCUGUCCCUUGAUAAUUGUACAAGCUUAUUAGCCUUUCAUGCUCUUGGAGCAACAAAUUUUGAGAGCCAUCCAUAUCUUGAAGCAAUAGGCAAGGAAUUAGCUGAAAAAUGUAAAGGCUUACCUUUGGCAGCGAAGAUGUUGGGCGGCGCCCUAUGCAAUGAAAGGAAUCCGGAUAAAUGGAAAGCUAUAUUAAAUAAUAGAAUAUGGGAUCUUCCGAAGGGAAAAAAAGAUGAGGUUCUCCCAAUUUUGAAAUUGAGCUAUGUCCAUCUUCCUUCUUACUUGAAGAGAUGUUUUGCUUAUUGUGCGGUGUUUCCCAAGAAUUACGAAAUUGAGAGGGAUGAGCUAGUACUCUUAUGGAUAGCGGAGGGGUUUUUAGAUGGACAAAAAGAAAAUGAGGAUAUCUUGAGAUUGGGAUGGGAUCACUUUGACGAGUUAGUAUCUAGAUCAUUUCUUCAACAAUCGAGGGUCGACGCAUCUAAGUUUUCGAUGCAUGAUCUUCUGAAUGAUCUAGCAAAGUCAAUUGCGGGGGGGACAUGCUUUAGCUCAGAGGAGUCGUUGCUGGCAACUAAUGAAGAUGGUGCGUCUCUUGAAAAAGCUCGGUAUGCAUCAUUCAUCUCGACGUUGUUUGUUACAUCAAAAAGCUUGAGAGCAUAUGAAGGCAUGAAGGUACUAAGAAGUUUAAUGCUACUGCAUGAUAGAUUUAGUUGGAAAGACAAAUUCCAUAUUUCCAAUAAAGUGCUACAUGAUUUGCUAAUAAAAUUGGAAUACUUGAGGGUAUUCUCGUUAUGUCAUUGUUCCAUCAUAGAGGUACCAAAUUGUGUUGGCGAUUUAAAACAUCUUCGAUAUCUCAAUUUCUCGUACACAGAUAUUGAAAGGCUACCGGAGUCAAUUGUUGCCUUGUACAAAUUACAAGUUUUGAUCUUAAGAGGUUGUCGCAAGCUUUCUAUGUUGCCUCUAGGGAUCGCAAAAAUUGUCAACUUGCAGUUUCUUGACAUUAGAGAUACAAAAAGUCUAAAAGAGAUGCCAUUGGGUAUCGGUAAUUUGAAGAAUCUUACUAUCUUGUCAAAGUUUAUGGUAGGGCCAAAGAAAGGAUCACAGAUAAAAGAGUUAAAGAACUUGUCACAUCUUCAAGGAGAAUUGUUUAUAUCAGACUUGCAAAAGGUGGAAGAAGUUAGAGAUGUAGUUGAUGCUAACUUGAUUGGAAAGCAAGGCCUUAAUAAAUUAUUCUUGCAUUGGGGUGACAAUUUUGGAAACAUCCGGAAUGAUGAGCGUGAAGCACUGGUGCUUCGCUCUCUGCGACCUCACACUAAUAUUGAAAAUCUCACUAUCUCCGACUAUGGUGGUGCAAUAUUGCCGUCAUGGUUAGAUGAUCCAUCCUAUUCUAAAAUGGUGUCUUUAUGCUUGCGGGAUUGUCCUAAAGUUACAUUGCUACCGUCACUUGGACAGCUACCUUCACUUAGAGAAUUAUCUCUUGAAGGUUUAAAUGCAGUAAGCAUGAUAAGCUCUGAAUUUUAUGGAGGUAAAAGGCCUUUUUCAUCCUUAAUAACUUUGAAGUUCGAAGAGAUGUGGGAAUGGAAGGAUUGGUAUGCUAAGGGCCCAGAAGAAGAAGUGACAUUCUCCUGUCUUCAGCAUCUUGUUGUCCGGAGUUGUCUUUCGUUGGUCGGGACAUUGCCUUGUCAACUUGAUCAUCUCACAAAGCUUGAAAUCCAUUCAUGCCCUCAUUUGAGUAACUCAACCGGUGUGGUUUGUGUUCCAUCUCUCCGUGAGUUAUACCUUGAGGAUUGUAACAAGGAUAUCUUAAAGAGUUUUGUAAACCCAACUUCUUUAACCAUUUUCAAAAUUAGGAAUCUUGCAGAGCUUGUUUGCUUUGAUCAUGGGUAUAUGAACUGCUUGGUCAAGCUAAAGGAGCUUCAUAUAGGACAGUGUGACAAGCUAACAUACUUGUGGCAAGAUGGAAAUGAAACGCAAGAUCUUACUUGCCUUCAGAGUGUAGUCAUCAAUAGUUGUCCUCAAUUCAUAUCUUUUGUGGCUGGAAAAGAAGAGAUAGAGCUGCCCUACAACCUUGAAAGGAUGGAAUUGAGGGAUUGCAUGAAUUUAGAAAAGCUUCCAAGCAAGAUGCACACACUCAAACAUUUGAGCAUUUGGAAUUGUUCUAAACUCAUAGGACUAACCAUUCCUCUAGAUGACCCCAGCAGCAAUAACUCGAUAUCUCAACUUGAAUAUUUGAAGAUAGAUGAAUGUGAUUCUCUGACAUCCUUUCCCUUUGCCAAGCAUAGACUUUCUACUCUGAAGACACUUUAUAUUUGCGGGUGCAAUGGGGUAGAGUCGUUGGAAGAGAUCACUGUAGUGUCGCUUGAUACUUUGGGUAUUGCUAGCUGUAAAAAAUUGGGAAGCCUACCACAAUGCCUUCACAUGCUCUCCCAUCUCACUCAAUUGGAAAUAUUUAACUGUCCAACAUUGGAGAUAGAGGACUUCCCUCCCGUUCCCAUCACCCUGUCACUUUUAUCUCUUAUUGAAUGUCCGAAGAUAAAGUCUCUACCAAAGCAGUGGCAUCAUCUCACAUUCCUCCAAGAGCUAUAUAUUAGCGCUUGCGAAAGUAUCAAAUGCUUCCCCAAAGGAGGUUUGCCUCCCAAUUUGCGGCGGCUUGUAAUUUUAGGGUGUGAGAAUCUGAAGCAGCCAGUAAGAGAGUGGGGCUUACACCUGCUCACAUCCCUCUACCAUCUGUCGAUUGACUUCAGUAUGGGAGGUGAGGGAGAGAAGGUGUGGUUUCCUUCGGAGGAUGAGGAUGCCUGGAGUCUUCUCUUUCCUUCCUCUCUAACCUAUCUUUGGAUAUGUAAUAUGAGGAACGUGGAAAGACUAUCAAGCGGUUUUCGCAACCAUCUCUCGUCUCUCAAAUGGUUAGUCUUUAUAAUUUGCCCGAAGUUGAGGUACUUACCGGCGGAUGGCCUUCCUCCCUCCCUCCAAGUAUUGGGGAUAGUAAAAUGCGAGAUUCUGAAAGAUCGAUGCUCAAAAAUUACUGGCCUCUAUUGGCCCCUCAUCCAAGAGAUCCCUCUCAUCGACAUUGAUCGGGUUCGGAUACAAUGAAUAGCAAUCGAUUACACCCGAACCAUGAUAAAAGACUUGUCUCCGUUGACUACAAUAAGGUUUUCUAAGGUUCGGCCCUAGAUCAUUCACCCUGCUUGUUUUGCAGAUAAUAUUGCGAUAUGUAUUGGCAAAAUCUCUUGGAAGGAUCACUUGCGAAGACUGUCAAUAGAGUUCCGGAACAAAAGCUUCAAGCUCACUUGGGUUUCUUUGGUGUAACUGGAAAUCUUGCGCUUCAACCAAUGUGUAACUUGUCUGGUGGUCAGAAAAAGCAGAGUUGCAUUUGCCAGGAUAACGUUCAAGAAACCUCACAUAGUUAUGCUCGACAAGCCAUCCAAUCAUCUGGAUUUGGAUGCGAUUGAGGCGCUCAUUCAAGGUCUUGUUCCAUGGAGGGAUUCUGGUGGUUAGUCACGAUGAGCAUCUAAUAUCUGGAAGCAUGGACGAGCUCUGGGGGGUUCCUCAAGGCAAGGUGGCGCCUUCCCUUGGGGAUUUCCA